Messenger RNA from Anolis sagrei ordinatus, 1686 nucleotides. It is a transcript of the gene NABP2, whose product is annotated as nucleic acid binding protein 2. Gene Ontology annotation, cellular component: SOSS complex. NCBI's taxonomy places the organism in Eukaryota, Metazoa, Chordata, Lepidosauria, Squamata, Anolidae. Gene Ontology annotation, molecular function: DNA binding. The record is from RefSeq and is a predicted model, not a curated record. Gene Ontology annotation, biological process: double-strand break repair via homologous recombination; mitotic cell cycle checkpoint signaling; response to ionizing radiation.
AACUGGAGGUCGUGAUUGGCUGUUCUGAACGCUGCAGGAUACUUCCUGGAAUGCCUGCGAGCCAACGUUCUUUCAAGGCUGUUUCCCCGGAAAAGUGCUGGGGGACCCUCUCGCGUUCAAAAUGUAAUUGAUUGCCUUGGGAUUGCUGGUAUAAAAAAAAUCGCAGUGCGGACAGAACUGGAGUUGCAGCUUUAACAAAAUACCAGGAUGGGUGUAUAAUUUGUAUCAUAACUAUACACUGGAAAUCAAAAGCCAUUCAACAUGACAACAGAAACACUGGUGAAGGAUAUCAAACCAGGCUUGAAAAACCUAAAUCUUAUUUUCAUUGUGCUGGAAACAGGCAGAGUGACCAAGACCAAGGAUGGUCAUGAAGUGCGGACAUGCAAAGUAGCCGACAAAAGUGGCAGCAUAAACAUCUCAGUUUGGGAUGAUGUUGGCAACCUAAUCCAGCCGGGAGACAUAAUCCGACUCACCAAAGGGUAUGCAACUGUUUUCAAAGGCUGCUUGACCUUGUAUUCUGGACGCGGAGGAGACCUACAAAAAGUUGGAGAGUUUUGUAUGGUUUACUCAGAAGUGCCAAAUUUUAGUGAGCCAAACCCAGAGUAUGUUGCUCAGCAGUCACAAAACAAAAAUGCACAAAAUGACAACGCAGCCCCCACAGCCCCCCAGACUGCGCCAGGACCCUCCACAUCAUCGGCAGCUACAGACAACCAGAAUGGCAAUGGGUUGAUCACUUCUGGCCCCAGCAGCUCCGCACACCCCCCUGCUGCGCCCACGCACCCCACUAGUGGCCGCAUCACCCGGAGUCAGCCCAACCACCAGAGCGGAAGUUCAACAGGGACAGGUUCCUCUUCCAAUGCUGUCAGCAAUGGCAAAGAGACAAGGCGAAGCAGCAAGAGAUAACAGGCGAGGGAUUAAGGGGUGCUUUUAUAGCUCUUUCAUCCUCUGUCUGUCUGUUAUGCUACCUUUUCUCACCUGCUGAUUGGUACUGAGGCCGAGGAGAUGAUAUGGAGUAGAAAAAUGGAACCAGGCUGGUGUGGAGACUGUGAAACCAACUUAAGUUUAGCCAUUCAAAUGUGCUUUGAACAUGUGAUGCUGCCCAGGGAAGAUAUAUGAUCUUCAAUGUAUUUCUACAAAUGUUCCAGGUCAACUUUGUUAUCUCCCCUCCCUGGAUUUGCCAUGUAUGUAUUGGCAGGAGAACAAAAUGACUGCCCUGCCGUCUUCUUAUCCAAAAAUGUUUAAUUCCUUCUGUGUACCUCCUGUGCUAUGGGCAUGGCUCCUUGAAUCAGUUCCUGUUCCUGAAUCUAAAAUCGUUAAAACGUGACUCUGGAUGCAUAGCUAGUUGGCUACAUCUAUAAAACUGCUUUAGCCUGAGUGGUUUUAGAAUUGUGGGCUAAGACGGUGGUGUUUGAAUGCCCAACAGUGUCUUAGUCCUUAUAGGAGGCCUUGUACAGAGGAGGUACACAGAAGCAAACAAAUAGAAUUUAUGCCAGUUUUCCCAAGGCAGACUUAUCAAUUGUUAAAACUAUCCCAGAAUGGGAUCAUAAGAACACCCUGUGUUUUCCAAAGAUGAUACUGAUUGGUAUUACAGGCAUGUUUCUAUAGAUGUAAGUAUGUUAAAAGUACUGCAAAACUGCCAAGAAAAAGAAUAUUCGUUUUUUAAAGAAUUUGUCAUAGGAAACACAA